AUUCCAAGAUCUUUCGAAGACUUGCCUGCUUGAAUCAGAGAACCUCUGAUUUGGUCUCUCUGAUACUCUAAAAGCAAUUGCAAGCACAAGGCCAAUAUUACAACAUAUUCAUGCUCUUAGGUCUUCCAUUGUGAAUGGCAGAAGCUAGAUUUCUAAAAUCCUAGCUUUGUACAGGCUCAUCUUCAAACUAGCAGUCUGGGACUUGAGGAUAUAUUUUGAAGUGUGUAAUAAUCAGUCAAGCCCAGCAGAAUCAUUAAGUAGAGCAUCAAAUCCGAGGUAGCCCAUUCUGCUUAUUAAGUAUUAUUGAAUUAUGCUCUUUCGGGCAGGUUUCAGAACUUUAAAGAACACCUCCAAUAUUAAACACUCGCUGUCAAGUAGGUGAGGCUGUUGUCUUUCAUGAACUCAAGUGACCAGGAGAGUCCAUGCAUGCCUGUAGCUUAGAAUCUGAUACCAUUAAUCAAGACUGUAAAACACCUAGAGCUUUGAAUGUUAACCAUGAUUAAAAACCUCAAAAACCAAAUAUGCGGUUUCACCCAAAAACCAAAAUUGGCCCUUAAUUGAAUGAUUUGGUUCUUUCUGACUCAAAUACUGCAGCCAAAGACCCUCCUUUGCUAAAUUUGUGAAAACGAAAGAAUUGAUAAUUAGAGGGACUUCUAAAUAAACCUAGUCCUAUUAAAUCUCAAUAUA
Moneuplotes crassus is the source of this 687-nucleotide messenger RNA. The record is from the annotation of a GenBank genome assembly. Lineage: Eukaryota; Ciliophora; Spirotrichea; Euplotida; Euplotidae.